Molecule: messenger RNA, 920 nt
Organism: Xenia sp. Carnegie-2017
Lineage: Eukaryota; Metazoa; Cnidaria; Anthozoa; Malacalcyonacea; Xeniidae
Product: m-AAA protease-interacting protein 1, mitochondrial-like
Exons: 5
Coding region: 32-757 (241 amino acids)
Biological process (GO): protein insertion into mitochondrial inner membrane from matrix; inner mitochondrial membrane organization
Cellular component (GO): mitochondrial inner membrane
Molecular function (GO): ribosome binding
Source: RefSeq, a predicted model, not a curated record
AAACUAAUGCCAACCGAUUCAAGCAUUCAACAUGGCGGCUGUUUUGAGAACAUUGAUUCAACAAAAUAAAUUGUGGAUUGAUACUACAUCUUCUUAUUUUUUACGGCUUUCUAGCAGAAAUACUGAUGCCUUAUUAUUGUGGAGUGAUUCCCGCAAUUGCAGCCUAAAGUUUUUGCAGUCCUUCCAAGUAAGCAAUGUUUGUAAAAUUUGCGGGAGAAGAUUCUUUUCAUCAUCAUCAAAUAAACAAAAUGAGUCAAAAAGGGCUUUGUCAAUUGUAAUAACUCGUGGACCAUUUAAGUGGUUGUCAAAUAAAGUAAAGCUUUUCUUAGUCAAUUCUUACUUCGACAAAGACUUUGAAGAAAAGACAUUCCUUGAAGGAGCUAAGCAGGCCAUUAUUACUGUUUCAGCUCUGGUGUAUGAAAGAAAAUUUGAUCUCCUCAAGGGAUUGUUAACGGAUAAUGCAAUAAAUGAUGUUAAGAAACAAAUCGAAGAUACAGAUACCAUUGAAUCAUACUGUGUUACAUCCGAUAAUAUUAUUCAGACCAAUAUUCAUGACAUUGGUUUUCGUUAUGAUGAAAAAGAGAAAGGAAGGAAAUGGCUUUAUGUCAUGGUAUCGUGCAUAUAUCAUGAGUAUAAUGUUCAGGCAGACGAGAUAUCCUCCAUUGGUGUUCCUCUACCACGAAUCAUUCGAUACAGGUGCUGCUUUUAUGUAUACACUACACAGAAGAAUUAUCAUGGACUUUUAUGUAUUCGUUAGUUUUCGCAAGGAAUGCACACCAGGUAUUGACGAUGACUGGAUAGUUAAUGAAAUAAUCAAACAAUCUCCUCCAAGAACUUGGACCUUCAAUAAUUAACUAUAAUAAAUGUUUAUCAUGUGAGUUUCUUGUUAUUGUCACUAAUAUAAUGUAUUUUCUAAAGUA